Bursaphelenchus xylophilus (pine wood nematode) is the source of this 16694-nucleotide messenger RNA. The record is from the annotation of a GenBank genome assembly. Lineage: Eukaryota; Metazoa; Nematoda; Chromadorea; Rhabditida; Aphelenchoididae.
AUGUUGAAGCCGCGGAAUGUGAUCCAGCCGGCCAAACCGCCUCAGCACACGAAUCAGCAGCUGAUUCCGGUGAGUUUUCUUUUAAUCUCGUUCCCAUUUUAUUCUAAUUUCACUCCUUCGUAAGCAAAUUAAUCCGAGCCCUCUAAUGAGUCGAAGGGGCGCGCUUUCCCCCCUAAUUUGGGGUUAUUCAGAAAUGGACUUGCGCAGGAUAAUCUGGUUAAGUUCUGGGCCGGAUCGAACAAUGCCCUCAGGCAAAACGGAACAGAAAAAGGUUGGAGGAAAAAGCGGGGAAGUUGGGCGAUUUUUGGGGAGGAAGGUUGGAACUCUCAUAAAGAGAAGUGAUUUUUACUGCGCUACAGUAAGACUUGAGGGCGCAAAAAGUCAAAAUGUUUUUUAAUUGUUUUUUCUUUAAUUCAAAACAGAAAUUUCCCGGUUUUACUUUUGAAAUAUGUCAUCAUGACCAAUUUUUUGAAAUUGGACCAAAAAUUUGGGUAAAUGCUACAGUAAGAAUUUUACUGCAAUUUUAGGGAUUUUUGGAAUAUAAAUCAUUUUUAAAAUCACCUUUUUUUCAACUCUGGAUAAAAAAUUUUCGUAUUGGCGUCCAAAAUUUGUCACUACGAUAGAUUUUUUGGCAUUCUUCUAAACGUUUCUUCGGUGUCCCAAACAUUUUUUUCGUUUGUAAAGUGUCAAAAAUGGCUUGAAUUAGCCGCUUUGAUUGUCGGACAACUAGCCUGCGGGCAAUCAGAGCAGAUCUCUGGGGAUAAAGGUCAGCUGUUUCGUUUCUUUUCGGCCGUUUUUUGGGCCGCGAUGACCACCAUGAAGAGCCGCGGAUUCCGUGCUCGGAAAUGGGGUUUCGGCUUUGUUUUUAAAGCCUGUAAUGAGUAAUUCUUGGUGUCUCAAUUCCUCCCAGAAAUUGGACUCCGGAAUCUUUUCGGAGUUUAUUUAAAUCGCAGCUGUCACCAGGGGCGCUUAGCAUCCGGGAAAACGCCCAUCGGUCAUUCUGCGAGUUACUCUCCGCUCUUCUGUAAUCCGAUAUUAACAAAUGUUUGAGCUUGUUUUUUUGUAAUGUUCGCGGAUCCAUGACUUUUUUUGAUUUUUCCAAAUGGACAGCUGUCUAAGACAAGUCCAUUUCAUUGUUAACUGAUAUUACAACAAGCUGUUUGACCAAAUUGUGCUUUGUUUGGGCCAUCAGACUUAGUUUAAAUACCAAAAAAAUUUUUUUUUUACACUAGAUCAUGUAUAAUAUAAUUUGAUUGCGUAAUCCAACUUAGAGGUUAUCGAGUGGACAAUUAGCCGAGAAUGUUUAAUUAGCCGCGAACACUUGCUAAAUACACACAGCUGGGCCGUUUUAUAAUCAAGAACAUCUUGACGUUCCGAAAACAUUUGCGACUUUUAUGAGUUUCGGAGGUCAAAAUUUUUUGCAAAUCAUGUCGCUGGGAAUUUUUAGGAGGUCCCACGUCAGUUCACGGACCGCAAUUUUUAUAGUCGUUUUUGGAUUUUUUUCGAAAAAAUUGGGAAGUUUAGAAUUUUUGACAUAACUUUUUGAUGAUUAUAAUUUACCCCACAAGUCUACAGAGUAAUAAAUAAAAGCUUUGGUAAACCUCCGCACAAAUUGAGGCAAGAUUUUUAUUCCGCGUUUUGCAGAAAAUUUCACGAAUUUUUUUGUGUGUUUCAAUUUGAAAAAUUUAGAACCAGUAUGUAUUCAACAAAAUUUAUACAAAACAUUAAACAAGACAGUAUAUUUUUCCGGGCGAAAUCCAUAGAGUUACGACAGCAGAGUGUUUUUUCUCUGACCGUCUAUUGCUUCUCCUCAUUUUCCAAAGUCCCUCCGGAAAAAUGUUUAUUGAAUAUUUCAGCUGUCCUUGUAUAGCGUGAUUUUUUCAGAGAUCAUUACUAGGCCCAUAAAUACAAACUAUGAAAAUUUUAGCGAAUAUUGGGGUUCAAAAUGUUCAAAACUUUGAUAUUUUUUAUUUCUGCAUCAAUAUUUUGCAAAGCUUUUGUUUUGUUUUACAUUUUUACAUCCUUCAUCCGACCAUUCCAUCAUAAUCCAUUCUCUUUGAAUCCCCACCUCAUUCUCCAUCAAAUUCCCCAUCCAAUCAGCCUGUUUUUUCAGAUCUACACCGACUGGGCCAACCGUUAUUUGCAAAAGUUCGGCCGCGCCUUGAUCCACGACCUGACCGAAGACCUGCGCGAUCCCAAAACACUGGUCAAUCUGGUGGAUGCAGUGAGUAAGUGGCCGACGAAACGCGAUCCCCUGCGGCAUAGUCAGUUGUCGGAUUUGAGGGGCCGAAAAAAAACAGGCCCGCGGAUUACUAAACGCUAUACUAAAGGCCGUUCCGAAUAUCUCCUCAGGGCACAGCGGAAGUUUGAGCAAAAAUAAGGUGGUUUAGCGGGUCUGAUGAGGCGCUUGAGGCUUGAUAUAAAGUUUGAUGGACCUUCAUGGGGUGAUUAAAGACGAUUUCAUAGGAUUUUUGGGAUAUUGAGGUAUGACUUUAGAUAAAAUUUUGAUGAAUUCGCUAAAUUUUGAUCCAAAAUGAGUUCGAGAUGGGUCUAGAACGUUUUGUUAUAGCGUUUAGAGUGAAUUGACUUGCGUUUUGAUAUCCAAUUACCUCACUUUACAACUUUACGAACUCAUUUUUACGACAGGGACAACUGUUCCCCCAAAUCUUCUAAAAUUACUUUUAAAAAUUUUCGGAACAACAAAGACUAGUAAAAAUAUUUUCGAAAAUUGUUUUGGCCCAUGCCUUCUCGACCUGCAGCUUUUCCGGAUUAAAGUCCGAUUCUUUUUAUAUUAUCCUUCUCUUAUCAUCCCACCACUGUCCCAUAAAACGGGCCUCUUUAAUAUUUGGAUAUUCCGGGAGUCCGUUAAGAUGCAUUUUAUUCGAUUGGGGGUUAUGGGGGAUCGGAAGGAGACCACCGCGAUCUCCGGCACAGGAAGUUAUCGUUCCUCGCGCCCUUUUUUCCUCAUCCGUCAUCCAAUGUUUAAAACAAUUUCGAUUUCAGCGUUUGGGUGUCCGGCCACUUCCCAGUCCACUCUAUUGUGCUCGCUGAACGCAACAACACCAGUAAGUUGAGUUACGUAAUAUGUGAAGAGGUUCAAAUUUUUGAGGUUACGGUAGCUGUGAAAUAAAAAAACUCGCCUGGAUUUGAAAAAAAACUUGUAAAAUUUUGACUAAAGGUUUCUAAUUGUAAGACGUGUCCUAUAUUUAAAAAUUGUUGAAUAAUAUAAAAUCGAUUUUUCAUCUCCGAAAAUUCGCGAGCUAUCCAACUGCAACAUAAAAAUAGUCGAUUCUUCCCCUUUCUUUAUCGCCUUUGCCUCAAACUUUUUCUUACUUAAAAAAUUAGCUAAAUUUUGUGUAAUUAGUAGCAACUUUAGGCCCGCACAAAACCAGUAAUCCCAUUUUCCGCCCAACUUUUCGCUGUAUUAAUACUAUUAGCUCAUCUUUUUGGGGAUAAUUUCAUCACAUUUCAAUUCCAAACCCUCGAAACCCCUUAAGGCAAGAGCGGAAGAAAGGGCUUGAUUAGGUUGGGGAGGCGAGAGAACGGAGAUGAGCGCCUUUCGCCCUUAAAAUGCCUCAGGGCCGGGACCUGCUUGUUUCAAUUACGUGCGCGGUUUUGGCGCCUAAGGGCAUUUUUUGGAAAUUUGCAUAUUCUAAUUUAUUCUGAAGACGCGAAAAGCGAACUUUUUUGGGUUUUUUUCUAUAUUUUUGUCCUUUUUUAUUAUCAUGUACAAUAUAAUUUAAUGUCCCGUUUAUGGUCUGUAAACAUGCAUUUUAGGUGGAUUGCAUCGGAAAGUGUCUUCAUUAUCUGGCUGGAUUGGGUGUCAACGUCGCUAAUCUUAAAGCUGAAGGUCAGUGGGUUACUGUAAUUAUUUAUGGAUUACUGUAAAUUUUUAAAUAGGUCUGGUUGCGUGUUAUGAGCCAAGUUAUGAGUCCUAUUUGGAUAUUGAUGGCUCACGCAGAAAUUAGAGAUGCAUAGCGCGGCUAACAAGCUACUUUUUACGGAUUUUAAAGUGUAAAAUUUCGAUUUUUUUAUUUUUGAUCAUGAAUAACAGCGAGAUCCCAAAAAUAGAUGAAUUCAGAACGUCUUGGACUCCCCUUUCUCCCACUAAUAUUUAUGCCCUGAGGGCACGAAAAACAUUCAAGAAGAGUGGGGGGUUUAAAUAAUUUAUAAACCAUUUUUUCAUUCCUCGGGAUGAUUACUUUAAAUGGAGCGCUCUGUCUGUAAGCCCAUUCAGCGCUGACUCCUCAAAAGGAACGACUUUCGCUGGGAUCCGGACCUGACCCCGGAGGCGUUAAUCCGAUCAGCGAAUUCAAAGCCUUGCUUUCCCCCUUCUGAAGGAAUUUCUGAUUCAUUCUCAGCUGCUUUUCCAUAAUUCAGUCCUGUUUAUCAUACGAUUUCUCAGCAAUCCUCGAGGUGUUUUUUUUAACUUAAAGAUUUUUGACAGUUACUGUAACAUUUUUUGAUCAAAAAAAUUGAGGGUUUAGAAGAUGCCAUGAUGACCGAUUUUUUUGAAAUUUCGAACAGAGAUAAAAGAUUAUUUCAGUCGACCCCAAAUUCCCCAAAUUUUAUAUUAUUUUACAUUACCCAUGCCGACUAUUCCCUCCGAACGCCCAUUCCCUCCAAAUUCGCGCCUCUUGAGUUGUUGAAUAUACAUUUUCUGAUACCCGAAUGCCACCGAGUUGACGAGCUGUCCAUCAAAUUGGCACUGCGGCUUUUCGUGGGGCCACUUUGAUCAUGGCCAUGUGUUUAUAAAACACUCGGAAUCGAAUAUAAUCACCAAAAACAACGUUAUUAGUCGGCUCUUGCUUUUGCAGCUUCAGGGGAAGUGGGACAUUUCAAAGCUUCGGAGGGGUUGAUAAAUGUUCGUUUGGCUAAUGAGUCAUUUCGCAGUUGGUUUAGGGCUUUUUCAUAUUAUACUUGACAGGGCUGAUUUAAACGGUACUUCUUGUGUUCAGAAUCAUUAGAUAUUUGGUUCAUUUCGUUAGUAAAACUAGUUAGAUUAAUUUUGAUUACAAUUCGACCCUAAAAUUUGGGAUUUUUAGGAAAUUCCAGAAAAUACGUCAUGAUGACAUCUUUAAUCCGUCAAAUAGUAGGAAAAUUGCUAUACGGAUCAUAAGUUUAUGCUGUUGAGUUACAAAAAAUAUUUUCUGUUGUAUAAAAUACGACUAUUCCAAGUCGAAAUCAAUCGCGAUGACAUAUUUUUUGAAGUUUUAGAAUCUCAAAAAACUUCAAUAUUUCGGAAUAAAAUUAGAUGAAUCACAAUGACCUAUGCCCUUCACAAUAUAAUAAUCCCAGCGCUGAUCAAAAUGUUAAAUUAUACACCGCUGAAAUCAUUUCUUUCUCUGGGGCCUUCUGAGUGUCUGGACACUGGGCAUUACCCACAAAACAAAGUGACUCAGCGCCUAUUUUCUGUUUCCAAAAUGAUUGCGUGUGAUGAUUAAGGGCCGCAGUAAAAUUCUCUUUCUUUCAGAUCUACAUCAAGGUCAUUUGGGCGAGACUUUGGCCCUUCUUUUCGCCCUCUCCCAUUACAAACAGUUACACCGGCAACACGGCAAUGGACAAUGCGCGUCGCCACAACAUCUGAACGGACCUGGAACCGAGUCGAAGAUCGCUAAGGUUACGGUAACUGCAAACAAUUUCAGCGCAAUGAAAAUUCCAACGCCAGCGGGGAAAAAGUGAGUGAAAGGUUGGGAAGAAGGGGGAGUGGAGGGCUUACAAUACCUCCUAAGGAUGCGAAAUCGAACAGUAAAGCGUUUGAAAGCAGACCUUAUGCAAAAAGAAUCAAGAAGCCAUCAAAAUUUGCAUCGAUUUGAUAUCAAGUGUAAUAUCCUCAAAUUUUUUGGUGAAAUUAAAGUAUUUUGAAUGUGAUUAUGCAUCAUCCAACUUGCUGAUUUCCCUUUCCCAAACGAAUUUUUGUCCAAAUUUGGAUUGCUUCGCAUCUAAUUACAUCCAUUUGAACCCCCGUACCCUGCCUCAAAGAACAACAAUUUCAUUUUUUGUUUGAUUUCAGAUCCUCCAGCUUGGCCAAACCCGAGGCCGGUCUUCAGAAACCUUCCAGUCCCUCCAUCGCCAAGGCCUCCGCCUCCAAACUUAUUGUGCCGAGUGCAAUUGCGAGGAAAGGUAACCCGCUUUCAAUUGGGGGUUUCAUUUCAAAUGCCCUCCGGAAAUUUGGGAAAUUUGUGGGGCCGAACGGAGAGCGGCCAAGUGUUGACAUGUGGGCUGAAAUUAAAGUCGAGUCCAUUCCCCUUUUUCGCGCACAUGCCCUUUUCCAUCCGGCCUUUCGUUUUUCGAGAGUCGAUCGAAUAAAUCAUCCCCUUGGAAUCACCAUUUUUAUGCAGAUUUAUGGGCAAAUAACGCGGGUUUUGUCAAAUUACACUGACCUGGAAAUGUUCCUUGAAUGGGAAAGUUUUUAUUAUUUUUGGGGAACAAUGACCAGUGCUACGCCUUUUUGCCGGGGUUUGGACCCGCGGUUUUUUGGGUUGGACUUUGUUUUUGUGCGAAAAUUGGGGUCAGAGGAUUUUGGAAAGGAAAAAUUUUGACCGAAAAGGUUACCCAGCUUGAUAAGGAAUUCCUCUGGAGUAAAACGUCUAUUCGAAAUUUUCUAAACUGGUCAUGUUGACGGAUUGUUUUAUAUAUUUUUUGGAAUUUUUUCUAACGAAUUGUAAAAUUUGAACAAUAUUAUGUCCAAUUUAUUUCAGUUCCUACUCCAACAACGACCCCCGUGAUUUCCCAAAAGGAGGAGGACCCAGCUCCGAAGCCGGCCCCACCAAAGUCCCGACUUUCCUCGCUUGCACCUCCAAGUACAACAGCGACCUCAAGUCGUCUCAAAAUCCCGGUCAAAUCCCCAUCCUCAAGGUUCGUUCCAUUCUAUUUCCCCAAGGAGCGGGGGUCGGGUGUAACGCGAUGUCUCCAUAAUAUAUGACAUGUUCGUGGGUCAGGCCCUGAGGGCUCAUCAUAUCAAUGGAGUUCGCAAAAAGACCCGGCCCAUUCCCGGGGAUUUACACCCGACUCCCAGUUGUUUAUUAUUGGGACGUCUUGUGCCUAAAUGAACUGUUUCAGACUGCCCUCGGCUCACGGUUCGACCACGAAUCUAGCCACCUCAAAUUUAUCUUCCACAUCAACUGCCUCAACAACAAGUGCCUCCUCGACGCUCGCUAAUGCCAAUGGACAUGUCGGCAGUAAUCUCAAAGGGCCUUCGACUGGUCCUAGUUUCCUAAGACAUCGAUCUUCAAGUGCAACAGUGGCCAAGGAGAUCGUGCCGACAACUUUGAAACCAACUGCUUCGUCUAAAUCAACUCCUGAAUCAAAGAUCAUAAAGAAGGUUUCAAACAUUGCCACUGUGAAGACUACACCUUCGAUAGAGCCGUCAAGAGUCCAGCUAGACAAUAAACCACCUCCAGCAUUAGAUUCCAAACUGUCAGCUCCUUCUCAACCCAAAGUUGUACUAGAGAUCCCCCAGAAAUCUGAAAAGCUGCCCGAAUCACAGACAUCCGCUCCUCACGGCAAACUUGUUCCUCCAUCAUCGAAACUUGGACCUCCAACCAAACUUAAGAGACCAACGGAAGGCCAGCCCGCAUCUAAAAUGAUGUCUUGGCUGUCCAAGGGCCGGAAGUCGGAGAGUAACAAGACCCAGAAGACAACUGUACCAGAACACAAAGACACGCCACAGAAGCGGGAAGAACACAACCCCGAAGUCAAACCACUACAAGUGGCCGAGAAGAAGUCCAAACUUGCAGUUCCGACCAAAAACGAAGGAGAAAUUAGGUAAGGACUUCAGAAUGGACAAGGUGAAGGUCGGAAAUCCGCGGAAAAUGGAUUUGGCAGGUGUUUUUUGAGGGAUUUUCGAACUGUUUAGAGUAAAUUGGGCAACAAUGGAUAAAAUGGGAUGAAAAUAAAAGAAAAAAAAUUUGCGACUUUGUGUUGACGAAAUGUCAAAAAUUCAAUAAUUUAUCGAUUAUAAAUAAAAUAUUUUGUGAUAAGUUUUAUUCUUUUCAGAGAAUCGCAUGUUAGCUCGGAAGAUAGUGCCUAUGGAGAUACGCUGACCACAACGCCGAGUCCUCGAUCUUCUCUGAGCACCAACAGCUCCACCCAUUCGAGUACUUCCUCUUUGGCCACCUACAAGCCGACUUCAAUCUCCCCGUCUGCCGUCCCUGAGACCAUUCCAGAAGUUCCAGUGGAUAAAUUAGUCGAUGAUAGUGGAGUGUCAUCGGAUGCUACGAAUCCAUACGAGACAGUGGUCAGGAAUUCAGUCCAAGAAAAGCCGACAUUAGCCGUGAAAGGAGUAAUGUCCAGAAAUCGAUCGGAAGAACCAAAGAGAUCGGACGAGAGAGUCAGCGAGCCCAGGGAAUUGAAGUCCGAAGCCGAUGAAGUCAAAAUUUCAACGAUUGGAGUGGUAAAUGCGGAGCCAAAGAGAUCGCGAAAUGGCCGGAAAUUGCAUAAAACCGAAGCCUUUGAUGCAAAGGACCUCGAUUUACAGGACAUGCCCGUGCCUCCACCGCCGCUGAGACUCUCUUCCGAUCUGCUCUUGUCCAGCAACAAACAGGGUGAGUAUAACAUCAAGGAAACGAUAAAUUUAUAUGGUCCUAAAACAAUGUACGGUCAACAAUAUGGAAGGUGAUUUAUAAAUUUUAAAUUUGGUCAAAAGCGGUAAAUUCUGUCCAAAUUUGGCCUAAACUCCGACGGACCUUGUCCAUGGUUUGGACUGUAUUUGACAUUUCUUGAAUGAAAUUGUAUGCUUACUUUGGAAAAGAUCCGAAUUUGCCGCUUUUGACUGGAUUAAAAAACAAAAUUUGUCAAUCACCUCCUAUAUCCCAGCCCGAUUUCCCACUCAUUACAAGACGAACCGAAACAAAGGCUCGUUUUAUUUGUUAUAGAGUCCAUUAAAAUGAACGGAAGUCGGUUACGCAAUGCGAAUUGCCGGGUUUAUUAUAUUAUAGUAGGUGGCCGUUUCUACAAUGGUGACAAAAGUCCGGUCGGACAGCUGUCUUUUUUUGGGGUAAAUGAAUGGAGAUGUGCCAACAUUUGUUUAUGCCACCGAUCUUGUCCAUUACAGCGCUCGAUCAGCGAUCGCAGGGGAUUUAAAUUUAUUUUGGAGGGUACCUUAAGGCACAAUCGGGGGUCAAAUGAAGGGUCGGUUAUAAUUUGAGUGCGAUCUGAGGGUGGGAUCUGGAUUAGAGGGCCCUAAGGCAGAUUUUGAAUGAAAAAAUCCUGGUAUUUUACUUGGUAAUUGAUACUUUUUGACCAAUAUUUUCCUUGAUGUACCUUUAGAAUUUUUUUGUUGUCUUUUGAGUGAAAAAAAUCCCACCCGGCGGGCUAAUGGCUCAUUUUCUGGCUCUUUAUUUAUCUUGGUCGGAAACAAUGACCCGCUCUUUUGUAACCCGACCCCUAUAUAACACGUCAUUUCCAUGCUCCUCUCCAUGUAAAUAAUUAGUUUUGAUGGGAUUUUAUCUGUGUGGGAAAGCCGGAUUUAUGGGUUGCAUAUGCAGUUCGUUACAUAAGGUCGCAUUGCGUAACACCCUCCUCGUAAUGGACUUUAUUUUUAGCGCAAACUAUAAUAUUUUUGUUUCUUAUGUCUAAAGUAAUGUAAUCAAAUGUGAUUUUGUUGGUAAUGUGGAUGUUGCAGAGCCCGCCGCCGGUCUAAUCAAAUUCGAAGCCAUGAAGAGCCAAGUGGACGACGCCAAGACCAUUCGCCGGGUGAUGCGGCUGGCCUAUCGCCACAGGGAACGACACGACAGGUCAGCGAGUCCAGAAGGCGGCUAAUUUGUUAAAAACAGCGGGAUAAAAGGCCUUGGAGGGCGGCUGAUUUGUGUGGGAAAAGGGGCCAACGAUAGAUGGGGGCUUAUAGGGCUCCAUUCCCUGAUUCCCCAAGCGCAUUUCCCUUUCGUUUUUUGCAAAUCCCAUCUGAUCUCCAAAACGGAUAUCCGAAGGCUUCGUUAAGCCCCAAAACGAAUUAAGUUGGGUGGCCCGGUCUUCUUAAUGCCCUCUGCAAAGGUGUCUCUGUCCAUAACGGAGAGUGGAGCCAUCUCUUUUUGCAGUUUUCUGUUUGAAAAACCUAACCGUAUAUUAUACUAGACAUCUGAACACAUUCUGCUUUAAUUAGACCCUCAAAUAGAGGCGAAUGGAAGACAAGGGAGAUCUGUUCGCUAGGUGGAUUAGCAAAGAAAUGGUUGUACAUUAGAAUACGAUGCAAUUAUGCGUAAAUGAGAUUGAGAACUUGUUUCUUUUCCUCUCUCUGAAAGGCCUACAAUUUGCUUUAUAAAUCAGGUCGUGGAAGCCGGACAACUUCAGAUUCGACGGAGAUUCUUCCUUUUCAAAGUAGAGGACAAUAUUCUCUUCUACUUAGAGUAAAGAAUAGCUUGUUUGUUCUUUAUGACAUCCCGAAAUCACCUCAUAAAGCGAUACUAUCCAUGGCAAAAGUGAUGUCCUUUUAGGUUUCCCUCGCCUUUCGAAUUAGCCAAAUUAAUUCAUAAGGGGGAUGCCCCCCGUUCCUCUCGCUUCCUCGAUCUAGGCUAAGUUGCUCUUGACUAAUCGUUUUUGUCGCGCACUCUUCUUCCAUUUGUUUUGAAUAAAGGGAUAAUGGAAGAGAAUCAAUUAGCGUCUGGAACCGUUUCCGGACUCCCUGGCAACAGCCACGGUCCACUUGUUCCCGCGCAAUAUUUCUGAUGCCCUCAGGCGGCAUUACGGGGAUUUCCAGGGUGUUAGGAGCGAGCGCACCUUUGCGGUAAAAUUUGCAUAUUCAAAUUUUGAUGGGAUGAAGUUUGGCAUAAAAUAGUGGAGGUUGGAUCGCAACGGUCCUUAAAUUACCCUCACAACGUUUGGAGUGCGUUUAAAGAUCAAACAAUAGUUUUUAGAAAGGUUCCAAGCAUAAUCUUAGAAAGUUUUGUCAUCAUUUCGCUUGGCUUUAACUCAUUUUAGUCUUACAUGUCAAAAUAUUGGCUGUAACGGUUCUUUAACUCCUUUAGCCGCUUUAUAAACCCAUUAGUUUGCGAGUUUGCCGAUUUUUUUACAUCAGAUGUCUAGUACAGUAAUUUGCGGAUGACCUUUAUACUACUAACAACCCUGUAAAUUUUUUAUGAGAUUUGACGAUUCUUUCGUGAUCAGCUGUCUAGUAUAAUAUCCCGAUUUGUCGCCCAUUGCGCGCUGAAUGGGAAGAUCGUUUCGGUAGUUGAUCGAAGGUUAUUUCGAAUUUAUUUGAAUUGAACCCGAUGCCAUUUCGACGUCCCAUUUGAUCGGAAAUUCUUUGCAGAGUCUUUAGGAACAUCUGCUCCAUCCCCUCUGAUCUCCUUUUAACCCGCACUUCCAGCAUUAGAAGGGUCUUUUCAAGUGGGUUUAAUUGGAACAAAGUCAGGCGUUUUUUGCAACAAUACUCUUUGUGAUCUAAAUGCCCUCCGGCCAAUUUGUUUUUUGAUCCUGAUCUGACUUGAGGGUUAGUUAAAUAUAGUUUAAAGUUGUCUCAAUGUGUGUUAGACCGUGCCAACGUUGUUUGACGCCCGUUUUUUCAGCUUGGAGGACAGUUCAUCCAUUUCCAGCGGCCUUUCCGAGAAUUUGGACGACAUUUCAACGGACGAUUUAACUGGCAGGUCGGUUAAUUUUGCGAUUAUUUAUUGCCUCAGGGCAUAAGUUGGGCCCUCGUUUUUUGUGUGAGCAGCCCUUUUAGUGGAGAAUUAAUUGAAUUGGAGGGGAAUUUAAUUAGUCCGACCUUAGUUUAUAAUAAUUUUCCUAACUACUUUUUAACCAUUCAACUACUUUAGAACUUUUUCGUAGGCUAAAGUAUUGUGGUAAGAGGACUUGAACUAGCGUGACUCACUAUUCUUGACCGUUUUUUCGACAUUUGACUACUGAAAACAUCUGUUUUUUCAAGGAUAAUAUAAUAAAGGUCAUGAAUAACGUAAAUCUUGUGCAUUAUUGUUGGCCGAGGGUAAUUGGGAUUGAAGAUUGUGCGUUUCAGCUCGUUGUCUGAUCAUAACAUGACAGCCACGACGUCGGUCCCCAUCCGCGCCCCAAUUUAUUCACGCGCUUCAAAACAAGCCGGCUUCGAGAGUAGCGCCCAGAGGGAACAACAACGGAAAUUGGUGGAACAACAACAGUCUGUGGUCGAGGAACUCCUUCAAAAGUCCAGAUCCUCACAGCGAGGUCUGGCUUUUCAAAAUUCCGUUCAGGUGAGGGCUUUUUAUAUUACUUUGGACAUUUUUGAUGACUAGGUUUUUUCUGUAAAAUGUUGGUUUCAAGAACAACAAAAUAGCUGUUGGAUGGCAAUAUUAACCUUUUAUGCCCCCUAAUAAUCGUUGUGGAAUACUGUUUCUUUCCUAUAUCACCGUAUAAAACAUCAAAAGACCCUUUUCAAACCGAAAAUAAAGUCCAAACCCAAAUUUUUACCUCAGAACCGAAGUUUUUUGGCGAAAUAAAGUAAUUCAUAAAUCCGAGAAAUUUAUGAAUUGCCCCCAAAUGUCGGGGACACUGUUUCGAGAGGGCCUCGUAAAUCUGCCAGUGAUUUUAUCGGUUGCGCAACGACUUUUGGGGCCGCUUUUUGAAGAGUCCAAUCUUUUUUGUUUCGAAAGGCGGCCGCUGGUCAUUUCGACUAUUUUAACUAUAAACCCGCCGGCGUUUGAAGCGCUUCCGGUCAAAGGGAAUUUGAAUGCGCCAGAAUUCCGUUAUGAAAAUGGAAUUCAUAAGGAAAUUUGGCCAAAUUUUUGCCAUUUUGGGGAAAUUAACGGGAUAUGAGACGCAUUUUGAAGGGUUUAUGGGUUGAAAAUGAUAGUUACAGUAGGAUGAGGGUGCUGGGUUAGGGUUUCGAUGACAAAACUAGAGUUAUUUUGGAUAAUUAUAUUAUUUUAGUCGACUUCUUCGGAAUUUGGCCGCGUUUACCACACUCUACAUGGUGCUCCUCCUACUCUCAGCGCCCAACGUCCACCACAGGUCCAGUUAAGUGCUGACGGAGACACCUUAAACGUCAGAGGUCACAACAUUACACCUAAUUGUAAGCUUUUAUAUUAUACUCGGUAUUAAUCUAAACUUACUUUAAUUUAAGUUACUAUUCCAUUACUAACAUCAUAGAUUGUAAACUAAGUUCCCUCUUGUUACUCUCUUUACUUUCUCAUGGCCUCCUUUCUUUGUUUAGUUGCACCCUCGGUUCAUUACAACUGCCAUUCAUUGGAUCGCCAGGGCCAUUUGAAGACUUACCUGGAGCCCCAACGACAUCAUAUUCAACAAAGCGCGUAUAGCGAAAUUAGUAGACCCUCAGAACCACCAUAUAUGGCUUCCAUGACGCAACGGAACAAUGGUAUGUUGGAUUAAUUUAUGUUAUACCUAACUUCUCAUAUUAUUCUUGCUGUUUUUUAGUUUUUUCUUCAAAAACUUUCAUGUUUGAUGUGUAAACUAACAAUUUCUCGACUUGUUACAGCUACUACUUUCCUAUUAACUUAAUUUCCCUUUGUUGAGUAACAAUUUUUAUAUUAAUUUAGCUAAAUGCCUCAAGUAAUAUGUAUAAGUUAUGGCUUAAAUUUAUUUUCCUUUGCUUCUAACCCGAUCGCUUUCCUGAAUUUCGAUUCCAGACCGGUCCAGCCAUGCCCGGUCGGCGUCCGUCUCGUCCAGUCCGUCCCAAAUGUCCCGUUCGAUGAUCUUUUACGAGUCCGACACCAACAUCAAUAACAACAACCCGAAGACGCUGACCUCGAGAGAACGGCUGUAUGCCGAGAUGAUGGCAGCUGUAGCCUCAAGUCGACCUAACCGAUCGCUUAGCCGAGCUUCUCCGCGCCCAGGCCGAGCUUAUUUUAGUUUAGCCCCUGAGGGCAGAACUAGCCGAAAUGGUAUCGCUUUAAUACUUUUAACGCUUCAGGGUGCUGUUUGGGUUUUAUGAUGUUUUUUUAUUUAAUUUAAGUCAUAAAUUUUGCAGGUUCAUUGUCAGCAAGACUUCCCGGAUCAGAGUACGGUAGCCGGAGUAACCUCAGACUUCAUAAACUCGGCGCUGAAUUACACUGCAGUCCCAGGUCACAACCAACAUUUGUCCGGCUGAAUAAUCAAAGCAUGGGAUCUCAGAUGUCGCUAACUCAUCGAUCUGAGUCCCCAUAUGCAAAUGUAAGGGAUUUUUAUAUUGCAAUAGACGUGAUGUGCUUGAUUUCUUAAUGAUUUCUAUAAAUAAUGGGUGACCAAUUCCGAAAUAAUGGUUUAUUUUAAUUACAGUUUGACCAUCAACAAGAACUGCAUCGAUUAAACGACGAGAUGAAUUCGUAUUGCAAGAAUUUGUACAAUCAAGAUCACACUCUACAACAAUUCGAAGCCGGGUUAGAAACGAUCAAAAUGCAGGUCCAGAAGGUCUGCAAGAAAAAUGUGAGCGAUUGAGAACAUUGCCGAACCACUAUUUACUUAUAAGAAUUAUUUUUUUGCCGGGAUUUAUACUUUGAUUAUCUUGUGUAAUAUAAAAAUAUUUUCAGCCAUCGCAAGCUGAAGCCCUAAUGCAAAGAAUCGAAGAACUUAGGACCCUAAGUGUUGAACUAACACGUCGCGAUCCCUCUUUGAAGCGUCAUCCGUCCGUAGAGAGUGUUCAAAGUUACGCUAGCUUCAGAGGAAAUAAAAAUGUGGACAAGAAUGGAAUAUUAACCAAAGCAGGGAAGAAAAGCUGGGUAAGUAAGGCGCAGACAGACUGAGAUUAGAUAUUUUAGAGUCUCGCAAGCAAUAAAGAGGGCGGACAGGUAGUUGAGAUGUUGUUUUUGUAGCUGUUGUACUAGUCGUAACGUUGUAAAGUGGUCGCGAAAUUUUUAAAAACAAUUCGUUGUAUGGUGAAUAUAAUUAUUAUAUUUUCAGAUCCGGAGUUCGUUCAGCCGCGCGUUCAAAGGGAAAAAACAAAAAUCGGAGGAUAAAGGGUCGACCACCAAGCUGAACGAGAUCGACGAUGACGUCAUUCAACUCAAAUUAGAGCUGGAAGAAAAGGAUCGACAGCUAGGAGAUGUCCGGCUAGAAGCGUUGGACAAAGCGCGAGAAUUGGACAUGCUCAGAGAAACUGUGAACCGCCUUAAGAAUGAGAACAAGGCCCUAAAACACACUACAGUCUUGUUGGAGAGAAGAGCAAUUCGAACUGAGAGCAGAGCCAGCUCAAGACAAUCCCUGAGCACCUGCUGUCAUGAAGAAGAUCAGCUGGAGAAUUCGAGCAUCCCCGAGAGAAGUUGCUCGUCUUCAACGUCAUCGAAGCGGUCGUCUGGAGGACUGAAUGCAAGGGUUUUGGUGGAAGUGGACACAAGUGGAAGUAUGGAAUUUGGAGUGACAAAUCAAGAGCUAAACAUUGGAUCUCUGAGUGUGGUCUCGCCGACUACAACUUGGAAAGAUAUGGAUCGACAACUUCAAAAUAUGCUCGAUGACUACAUGAGGAGGAUAGAUCCGGGACAAAAGUUAGGUCUGAUCGGUCAGAAUUCGAUCAUUGGGUAUCAGAUCACAGCAGAGAACGUCAGGGAUAUUGUACUUGAUAAGGCUCCAAUGUCAAGUCCGCACGAACUAAUUACACCUUCAGUUGUGAUCAGAUUAAAGUUGAAGGGAGCAGCUCAAGAAUCGAUGGAUUCUCUGGUCUUGGAGUCGCUCUUCCCAGGCGAAGUCCUCCAAAAACUUUUGAAUCUUUUGCUCAAAUCCAGAAGACUUGUGAUCAAUGGCCCCACCGGCAUCGGGAAGUCCAAUUUGUCCCGAUUCCUGGCCAAAUAUCUCGCGGCCAAACAGAAAAUAAGCCCCGCGAAUCUGAAGGACUUCAAUUUUCCCCUCAACGAUUACGAAAAACAAUUUGGAACGGCCAAAAAAGAAUUGGAAGAACUCCUGAAACUGGAUGAAGACAACAUUGUCAUGAUUGACAACACACCCAGAAAAGCAGUCGACGUUCUUUGUAGCGCAUUCUCGGCGGCCGAUGAGCUGUUUUCGUUGAAGGGAGGCAAGGGUCCGUUCGUGAUCAUCACCUUGAACAAGACCAGCGACCUUCAACUUCAUGAUCUGCAGCUCAAUUAUAAUGUCCACAUAUUCUCGUUGUACUGUCAGAUGGAACCGAUCAAGGGUAAGGAGGUUGUUAGUGGGAUUUAAAGUCGAUUUUGAGAAGUAGGGACAGUAGGAUGAAUUUUUGGAUUUUUUGGCAAAAGUGAGAUGUUAUAGCGUACAAAUUUAGUGACUAGACUCGGCGUAAAAGGACCAUGAAGGUGUCUAAGUUAAUCCCUGAAUCUUCAGGAUUCCUCUCUCGAUAUCUCCGUCGUCGCAUUGCCCAAGAGGAACUCACAGGACAUUGCAAAUGCGGGGAACAACUCCAAACAGUCCUCGAUUUCCUCACCCGAACCCUCCAAAUCAUCAACGAAUUCAUCAAGGAUGUAAAUAGCCUCGACACAAUUGGUCCUCGAAUCUUCCUCCGCUGUCCCUUGUCCAUGGAGCAGAGCCGGGUCUGGUUUAUCCGUCUUUGGAACACGAAUAUUAUCCCGUAUCUGGCGAAGGUGGUCAGAGAGAACGACUCGAGUCUGGAGAGUGAUCCCACCCCUCUAGUCAACGAACGAUGGCCUUGGUUGGAUGGAAUCGGCGGGGAAUGCGAACUCAAGACCAUCAGAGAAGAGAUGGCCAAGGGAAACAACAGUUAUUCGGGAAGUCAGGCAUCGGCCAUCGAUGCGAUCUAUGCCCUGGACCUCUUCCAGGAGAAACGAAACGGAAAACAUCAGCCUCAGAUCAUCGGGGUGCUGUAA